Molecule: messenger RNA, 1617 nt
Organism: Astyanax mexicanus (Mexican tetra)
Lineage: Eukaryota; Metazoa; Chordata; Actinopteri; Characiformes; Acestrorhamphidae
Product: DNA ligase 1
Exons: 2
Coding region: 57-1556 (499 amino acids)
Source: RefSeq, a predicted model, not a curated record
UAAUUUCCACGUACAUUUGUUACAGUGUAGUUCACUACAGAACAGCAGAAAGAACCAUGGCGAACAGCCAGUGUGCCAGAGACAUGGAGAAGAUGACCCCUGAGCAGAGAGCCUCAACAUCCAGAGGGCUCGACCAGGGCAAAAUCCAGGAGGCUGAUUGGGCCACGAAGAAAAAGAAGCUGAUGCAGAAGGCAGAACAGCUGGAGAAGGAAAGAGAGAGGCUGAGAAUGAUGAAGCCGAAAGAUAAAGAGCAGGUGGGAGAGAAGACUGAGCCAAUGAAGGUGAAAGAGGUCCAGAAAGCAAUGGAAGAGCUUCAGAAGAAAGAGACCGAAAGAAGAGACAGAAUCCUGCAGGCCUGGACUGUAGCAGGCAAAGAAUGGGAUGAGGAGAAAAGGAAGCUGAAGCAGGAGAUAGAACAGCUGAAGAAAGAAGGAGAGAAGCUCAGAACGAGUAAGAAGAGCGAUGAAAAGCAGAAUGGAGAGCAGAGGGAUCUCAAAGAAAUGAGAGAGGCCCACAAGAGACAAAUGGAACUGCUUCAGACGACAGAGACGGAAAAAAGAAGCAGAAUCCUGAAGGCCUGGACUGUAGCCAGUGAUGAAUGGAAGGAGAAGGAAAAGAAGAUGAAGCUGGAAAUAGAGCAGCUAAAGAAGGAAGGAGAGAAGCUCAGAACGGGCAAGAAGAAAGAUGAAGAGCCGACGGGAGAGGUGAAGGAUCUCUUAGAAAAGAAAGAGGUCCAGAAAGCAUUCGAACUUCUUCAGAAGAAAGAGACUGAAAGAAGGGAUGGAAUCCUGAAGGCCUGGACUAAAGCCAGUAAAGAAUGGAAGGAGAAGGAAAAGAAGAUGGAGCUGGAAAUAAAACAGCUGAAGAAAGAGGGAGAGAAGCUCAGAACUGGCAAGAAGAAAGAUGAAGAGCAGAAGGGAGAGGUGAAGGAUCUCUUAGAAAACAAAGUGGUCCAGAAAGCAUUCAAACUGCUUCAGAAGUCAGAGUAUGAAAGAUGUGACAGAAUCCUGAAGAGCUGGACUGAAGCCAGUAAAGAAUGGAAGGAGGCGGAAAAGAAGAUGAAGCUGGAAAUAGAACAGCUGGAGGAGGAAGGAGAGAAGCUCAGACUGAUGAAGCAGAAAGAUGAAGAGCAGUUGAGAGAGCUGACUGAGCUCAAGAAAACAAUAGAGCCCUCCAUGAAAGAGAUCCGUGAAUGGAAGGAAAAGAUGGAGAUGCUGAUGAAAGAAAGAGAGAAGGAGAUGGAAAAGAUGAUGGAAGAGAGAGAGAAUGACAAGAAGAAGAUUGAAUUGAUGAUGAAAGAGAAGAAGGACAUGGAAAAGAGGAGGAGCGAGAGAAAGAAAAGGAAGGAGAUGGUAAAGAUGAUGAAGGAGACUGAAGCCAAGGUGUUGAAGGAGGAAAAGAAGAAGAAAGAGCAGAAAGAGAAGGAGGAGAGAGAGAUGGAGGAGAUGGUGCAGAAGAUGGAGGCACUAACCCUUGGUGAUGUGACUGAGUGGCAAAGGACUCAGCUAAAGAUGAGGAGGAGAAGAAGAAGAGUUCCAUUAAACACUUUUUUCUGAUUCUCACUCUCUUUUGAUUUUCCUUUUAAGAUUUCAAUAAAUUGUUUUUAUUGAAACGUAU